Molecule: messenger RNA, 1278 nt
Organism: Penicillium odoratum
Lineage: Eukaryota; Fungi; Ascomycota; Eurotiomycetes; Eurotiales; Aspergillaceae
Exons: 3
Coding region: 1-1278 (425 amino acids)
Molecular function (GO): oxidoreductase activity
Source: RefSeq, a predicted model, not a curated record
AUGGAUAGCCUCAUCUGGGCCGGGAGUCAACCACUUGAAGCUAUCGGAGCUCUCCUCAACACCCCGCUCCAAUGUAUUCCCUACGCUCUUGGGCUGUUACUGGGAUGGCCCCUUUUAACCACCUCCCUGCGCUACAGACGGCUAUCACAGCUGAAGAAGAAAUACAACUACCCGACUCGCGAAUCGAUGGCCAAGAUGACCGAUGAAGAAGCCUAUGAAAUCCAGCUCGUAAUUGGGCAGCUUGAGUUCCCCUUUAUGUUUGUCAAGGCACUACAGUUCGCUCUAUUCCGGACAUACGGUAUCCCUUCAAUCUCCAGCGUCCUCACAAAGACAAGCCAGUUCUCCAACCCAGAAACUUCGCUCAAGCGCUACAACGAUACGACAGCCCUUGUCAACGAAAUGGUAGCAAAUAGCCCCACCUCCGUUCGCGCUUUCAACUCCCUGGCCCGUACCCGCUUCCUGCACAGCGGAUACCGCGCCUCAGGCACAAUCCUCGACUCCGACAUGCUAUACACUCUCGCUCUCUUCGCGCUCGAGCCAAUCAAGUUUAUCAAUAAAUUCGAGUGGCGCUCUCUCUGCGACCUGGAGCGCUGCGCGAUAGGCACAUUCUGGAAGAGUGUGGGUGAUGCGUUGGGGAUUCCAUUCGACGAGUUACCGUCUGGAAAGACGGGGUUCAAGGAUGGGUUGCAUUGGCUUGAGGAGGUGGAGGCUUGGAGUCAGGAGUAUGAGGCUAGGUUUAUGGUGCCUGAUGUGAAGAAUCGGGAGACUGCUGAUCAGACGAUGGAGAUUUUGGUUUACAUGGUGCCUAAGGUGCUGCAUCCUGUUGGGUUUCAGUUUGUCUCGUUUAUGAUGGAUGACCGGUUGAGGAAGGCUAUGAUGUAUGAUGCGCCUCCGCCGUUCUUGGGAAAGGUUUUCGCCAGUGUACUUAACGUGCGAAAGCUUUUCUUGCGCUACUUUAUGCUUCCCAGGCCUUCUUUCAUGAAGGUUCAGAAUGUUUCGGCGAAGCCCGAUGAAAAUGAUCGAUACUUCUUGACUUCGUGGGAGGCGGCUCCUUACUACGUCAAGCCGACUUUCUGGAAUCGAUGGGGUCCUAUGGCAUGGUUAACUUGGGCGGUCGGUCGUCCUGUUCCUGGUGAUGAUGGAGAUAAGUAUCGUCCUACUGGGUAUCACAUUAAUGAUAUCGGGCCUAAGUAUUUUGAAGGAAGGGGCCAGAAAGCGAUUGAACAGACUAUGGAGGAGUUGAAGGUCUUCCGAACCGGCAAGUGUCCCUUCCACUAA